Molecule: messenger RNA, 1605 nt
Organism: Penicillium oxalicum
Lineage: Eukaryota; Fungi; Ascomycota; Eurotiomycetes; Eurotiales; Aspergillaceae
Product: SHNi-TPR domain-containing protein
Exons: 1
Coding region: 1-1605 (534 amino acids)
Biological process (GO): CENP-A containing chromatin assembly; DNA replication-dependent chromatin assembly
Cellular component (GO): nucleoplasm
Molecular function (GO): histone binding
Source: RefSeq, a predicted model, not a curated record
AUGACCGAAAUGGACCAGCCCCCCAAGACAAGCGAUCAGAUCGACGUGACCACAGACACAGACAAGAAAGCCCAAUUACAAGAUCUGAUCACACGCGCAGCUGCCAAAGAUGCGGCCAAAGACCACAAUGCCGCUUCGGAGCUUUAUUCCCAGGCCACCGAGCUCCAGGCCGAAUUGAACGGCGAAAUGUCGCCCGACAACGCCGACUUGCUCUAUGCGUACGGAAAAUCUCUGUAUAACGUCGCGGUGAGCAAGAGUGACGUUUUGGGCACCAAGGUGGCUGGCGAGCAGCCUCAGUCGUCGGGUGCUGUUCCGGCGGCCAAGUCAUCCUCGGCUGCUGGGUCGGGGUCUGCGACGGGUGGAAGCUUGGUCAAGGAUGCGAUCUCGAGCUCGAUGGGCCAGACCGCAUCCACUUCAAAGAAGAGUGCGGGCGUCGAAUUGGACAGUGCGCCAUCAAAGCCGUUCUUCCAGUUCACCGGCGACGAGAACUUUGUCGACUCGGACGAGGAAGAUGACGAGGGUGGUGACGGGGAGAAUGGCGAUGGGCCGGAUGGUCAAGAGGAAGAAGAAGAGGAAGAUGACUUUGCAAACGCGUUCGAGGUACUCGACCUGGCUCGGGUGCUGUAUCUGAAGCGAUUGGAAGCUGCAGAGGAAGCCAGCGCAGACAAAGGGAAAGGGAAAUCGGGCGCAGCCACCACAGCAACAGACGCCCAGCUCCCCGCCGAUCUGAAACACAUCAAAGAACGUCUCGCCGAUACAUAUGACCUGCAAGCGGAGAUUUCACUCGAAGGCGAACGGUUCUCCGAUGCAGUAACCGAUUUGCGCACCGCGCUUGACCUCCGAAAUACGCUGUUCCCGUUCGAGGAUCCGUCGGUGGCAGAGUGUCAUUACAAGCUUUCUCUUGCGCUGGAAUUCGCCUCGGUACAGCAGCACGGAGAAGGUGAUGAGGAUGUCGAUGAGGACAGGGAGGGUCAAGAAAAGACCGUGGACCAGGAGAUGCGCAACGAGGCUGCCACUCAGAUGGAACGAGCGAUUGAAAGCUGCAAGGCGCGCAUGGCUUCGGAGCAGAAGAAGCUGGAGACGGAGGAUCUGGAUGAGGAUAAGAAGAUUGCCACGCAGAGGAGAAUCUCUAAUAGCAAAGAGAUUAUUGCGGAUAUGGAGCAACGAGUAAGUUCUUUUUGUCUUUUCCCCUCUGUGUUUUACUCCUCCUUUUCGACACUUUCAUCUCUCUUCAUCUUCAUCUUCAUCCUUGUUUCAAGCCAUAUCAAAUUGCUAAUCGCUAAUCUUCUCUCCCUCUCCCCACAGCUCAUCGAUCUCCGCCGAUCGCCCGUCUCUCUCGAACAGAAAGAACGUGAAAACGAGGCUAUGCUCAAAGGUAUCCUCGGCCAAAUCGUCGGCCAAUCCGCCACAGAUCAACAGGCCCGUCUCGACGCCGUCAGCAAAGAAGCAAAUGACCUGUCAUCUCUCGUUCGGCGCAAGCCCGCGCCCACCGCUUCAGCUGCCACCCAGUCUUCAUCUACGGGGUCAUCCUCGUCCAAGCGGCCCGCCGAAGAUGUGUCUGCGGACAACGAGUCGAAGCGUGCGCGUGUGGAUGGAGAGGCGUAA